Messenger RNA from Chrysemys picta bellii (western painted turtle), 1554 nucleotides. Its product is annotated as olfactory receptor 52B2-like. Lineage: Eukaryota; Metazoa; Chordata; Testudines; Emydidae. Gene Ontology annotation, cellular component: plasma membrane. Gene Ontology annotation, molecular function: G protein-coupled receptor activity; olfactory receptor activity. Gene Ontology annotation, biological process: G protein-coupled receptor signaling pathway. The record is from RefSeq and is a predicted model, not a curated record.
GGGACAAGACUUGCUAAUGAAUAUUUCUGGCAAUGAACUUUGUAGUUUCAGCUAUUCUGACAGUGACUGUUCUUGUCUUCCCUCAGAGGCCAGAGAGCCUGCGUGGCAGUGACAGGCCUGCAUUGUACCAUGUCAGCGCUCAAUUACACCAGCUCCCACCCUGCAACGUUCAUCUUGCUCGGCAUCCCAGGCAUGGAGCAGGCACACGUCUGGCUCUCCAUCCCCUUCUGUCUGAUGUACGUUGUAGCCCUUCUCGGGAACUCUGUCCUCCUCUUCACCAUCAUAACAGAGCCGAACCUCCAUGAGCCCAUGUACAUGUUCCUGUCCAUGUUAACAGUGGCCGAUCUGCUGUUAUCCACCACUACGGUGCCGAAAACCCUGAAUGUUUUCUGGUCUCUCUCCAAGGAGAUCUCUUUCAACGGCUGCCUCACCCAGAUGUUUUUCAUUGAUUUUAUUUUCAUUACCGAGUCGGCCAUCCUACUGGCCAUGGCCUUUGAUCGGUACGUUGCCAUCUGCGACCCGCUGCGGUACACAACUGUAUUAACACUCCCUGUGAUUAGGAAGAUAGCCGUGGCCGCUCUAACCAGGAGCUUAUGUAUAAUGUUCCCAGUCAUCUUUCUCCUUAAACGGCUCCACUAUUGCGGACAUAAUAUUAUGCCUCACACGUACUGCGAGCACAUAGGUGUGGCCACAUUGGCCUGUGGGGACAUAACAGUCAAUAUUUGGUAUGGUUUAGCAGCUGGUUUCCUAUCAGCAGGAUUGGAUGCUAUUUUUAUUGCGGUCUCCUAUGCUUGCAUCCUCUGGUCUCUCUUUAGGUUGCCAUCCCAGGGCGUCCACCUCAAGGCUCUGAACACGUGCGGCUCCCACAUCUGUGUCAUACUAAUGUUUUACACCCCAGCGUUUUUCUCCUGGGGCACCCAUCGGUUUGGUCGCCGCAUCCCCCACCACACCCUCAUUCUACUGGCCAAUCUCUACGUCGUCGUCCCCCCCAUGCUGAACCCCAUUGUUUACGGGGUGAGGAGCAAACAGGUCUGGGAAGGAGCGAUCCGUGCGUUCUUGCGUUGAGUGCGGCAGCUGGGCUGAGCCAUGAAUCUCGCCAACAAGUCCGUUUAGAAAUGAAAUUGGGUUGAAAUGACAUUGGGUAGAGAAUUGCAGUGGGAUGAUGCAGGCAGACAACAUAAUGAAGCUGAAUCUGGCAGGCUACAAUUCCUGAUCCACAUUGUUUCAUUUGAGGCUUCCCCAUACUGCUCUAAUCCCACCACGGUCUGAGUGUAUUUCGUACUUGUCUAUCAAAGUCCUUUACAAAUCGAAAAUAGCUGUUCCUCUGCGCUUCUCAAACUGCAGGAGCUCAGAUGACGAGCUUCUUAGACAUUAUUAUAAAGGGAUCAAACAGACCUAUAGAACGUGCAAAACACAAUGUUAAAAAGAACAUUAUUAAGGUUGCAAAGUCAAGCAUUCACAUGUUGGGACGUGGCAGAAGGCCCAGGCAGUCUGAAUACAGCCCCUCCUCGUGGAUACGUUUUUUACACUGUCUUUAACUGAUUUGUGAUGUUA